GUUUAAGCUGAUUAAAACAAGAAGAAAAGCCAAGGGAGUCUCUGCUUAAACCCUAAAUUCCCAAAAAAUGGAGCUGCAAUCAGUUUGUCGUGGGUUUCCCACCUCGAAUAUCGGUUUAUCCAGUCACCGCAUAGUCCCUCAUCAACUUGUUUUAGCAAGCCAUGCUCGGCUGAGGGAUCAAAGGCUCCGUAAACAUAAUGGAAUUGCUUCCAAAUCAUAUUUGAUGCCAGGAUUGAAAAGUUUUGUGAAGGAGUCUUCAAUCCUGAGCUUGAACAGAGGAGCUAUUAAGUGCGCUUCGAAUUCUAGUGAUGCAAAGCUGGAAUUUUCAGGAGGGGACAACUCUAAUGUUCCUUUUAGAAGAGUUGAUGGGGUGGAGCCUUUUCGUGGUAAAUCGGGUUCAAUUUCAUUCCAUGGGUUGACACACCAGUUGGUAGAGGAAGGGAAGUUGGUUUCAGCCCCUUUCGAUGAAGAGAAGGGCUCGUUCCUUUGGUUUUUUGCCCCUGCUGCUUUAAUUUCGUCGUUGCUUCUUCCACAAUUCUUUAUUGGUAAUGCAAUCGAGGCUUUCUUGAAGGACGAAAUUAUCAUAGAAAUCGUGACUUCAUUAUCUUAUGAGGCUGCGUUUUAUGUGGGCCUUGCAAUAUUUCUGCUUGUAACUGACCGAGUACAGAGGCCGUAUCUGCAGUUCAGUACAAAGAGGUGGGGUCUCAUUACUGGCCUAAGAGGAUACUUGGCAUCCGCUUUCUUUACAACGGGCUUCAAGGUCAUUGCCCCUCUAUUUGCUGUUUAUGUAACCUGGCCGUUGCUUGGCUUGCCGGCCUUGGUUUCUGUGGUUCCCUUUCUAGUUGGCUGUGUUGCUCAACUUGCAUUUGAGACGGGUCUUGAAAAGCAAGGGUCAUCUUGUUGGCCUCUAGUUCCCAUUAUUUUUGAGGUUUAUAGACUAUACCAGUUGACAAAAGCUGCUUACUUUAUUGAGAAGUUGAUGUAUGCGAUGAAGGGUAUGCCUGCAUCCCCGGAACUGCUAGAAAGAAGCGGUGCCCUAUUUUCUAUGAUAGUGACCUUCCAAGUCGUCGGCGUGGUGUGCCUUUGGUCCCUGAUGGCAUUUCUUUUGAGGCUCUUUCCUUCCAGACCUGUGGCCGAGAAAUACUGAUGUUUGUAUGGGAUGAUGCUGUAUAUUAUAAUUCUGGUUUCUUUGUUUGUCCAAGAUCUGUGUAAUCUUAAUUUUGAUAAUCUUCUAUCCACUGUAAUUAGGAUCUUGGCUUGAUUAAUGUGGUUGAUUUGCACGCU
Messenger RNA from Prunus mume (Japanese apricot), 1284 nucleotides. RefSeq names its product tRNA-processing ribonuclease BN. The record is from RefSeq and is a predicted model, not a curated record. Gene Ontology annotation, cellular component: chloroplast. Lineage: Eukaryota; Viridiplantae; Streptophyta; Magnoliopsida; Rosales; Rosaceae.